AUGUCACCAUGGCAACAGGCCACACGCACACCUGAAGCCUUUCCGGGCCGGCCUGUACCCGUUCCUUCCAUCAGGGCUCUCAUCGCCCUCUCGCCUGACCUUCAGGGCCUCAGUCCCCAGGGGGUGGUGCGGGAGAGACCCCCGGAGACACCGCCCCCGCAGAAGUCUGACCAGGCCUGGGCCUUGUUAGCUGCCUUUGAUAGUCCAGUCCUGGGGCGGAAAACCCUGCAUGCAGACAGCCAGAGGGUCAGCCAGGUCACCCCAAAAGUCAAGGAGCAGAAAUAUUUUCCAGACUCCCCUUCCCCAAGUGUCUUCUUCCCGUGGGCCGGGCCCGAGGCGGGGAUACGGAAGGAGAGGAGCCUGCAGGCAGAGCCCUGGCUCGGCCCGGCUGUUCUGCCCCCACAGGAGACAGAGAGGGGAAUCCAGGAUCCAGACAGCCAGGCAGCCGGACAGCUAGCGGGGCCGGGGGCUUGGGGGGCGGUGGAGCUAAGUGGUUUUCCAGCUGCAGCGGCUCUGGGAUGUGUCUCCCGCCCCCGCAGCGGGCUGGGCCCCUUCACAGGGGAGGAGAGUGGGCCUGCAGGACAGCUGAGGCCUCAGGGAAGGAGGGAGGCGCAGGACCUCGAGCCAAGCUGGAGGCUGAGAGGGAGGGAGGGGACAGAGACCGCCCUCUCCCCGGUCCGGGUCUGUGGGGAAUCCCGCGCCCAGCCGGGAUGCGGAUGGGCUGCGUCUCAGGCCGGGUCCCGGCUUCCUUCCCUUUGGCUCUGGCCGGCAGCCUGGCUUCCACCGCUUCCUCCCGCUGCCCGCCCUCUUCUCCCGGAAGCCUGUCCUCUCCCCUCUCCCCCCGGCACCCCUCCCAGCGGGCCAGCAGAGCCUGGCACCGGCUAUGCUACCCGGGAACCGGGCCAGGAGAGGCCCCUCUGCCCCUCCCCAGCCCCCCUGCCCCAGCCAGGGGCUCAGAGACCUCAUUCCAAACCUCAGCAGGCAUGGAGUCCCCUGCCGGGGGCCUGUUGGAGAGGGGAAGGAGUGGUCAGUGGCAGGGCUACAUGCGAGUUUCGGUGGCCCGGGGUUGACCAAGUCCACUGGGACUCGGGUCAGAGUUCACCUUCUUCCCACCCGCCUCUGUUGAUCGCACCAGGGCCCCUCUCAACUCCUCUGAGGCCGACUGUUCCCUGGCAGUGGUCAGGGAGAGGCGAGAGGGAGAAAUUGAAGGUGAGGAGGGGGCUUCCCCCGUGGUGACGUGAUGGCCUGGGGGUGAAAGGGGUCAGGCAGUGGCUCCUUCUGCCCUAGGGUUAAAGCAGUCAUGGUCAGAGGUCGGUCUUGGUAUACAGCCUGGCUGAAGGGCAAGGCCUAGUGCAUAGUAACUCCUGCAGGACCCCUGGGCCUGGGUCCCGAUGGUUGAGAGGGAGGUCCUUGGACCACCUUCCUUCUCCCCUUUCCAAUUCUGGGCUCAUCAACCUUAACCCAUCUUUGCCCUCAUGGGGACAGGGAGGGCCUGCAUGAAGCUUCAGGCCCAAAGAAGAAGUCUUUGCCCAGAUUCUCUUCACAUUUCUGUUUCCUGGGUCCAGUGUUGGGCACAAAAGAAAUACUAAUCAAGCACCACAAUUAUUAUUAUUAUUAUUAUUGCUGUUAUUUUGCUGCUGGGGGGCAGUACCACGUGGAAUUGUAACAGCCCUUUUCCAAUGCCGUGCAGACGUAAAGUUGCUGGGGAAGGGGGGGAGUUCCCACCGGUCACCCCAACAUUUGUUAGGUCCCUGAUCUUUGAGUCUGGCUUUCUUCCACGGUAGUCCUUCUCAAGAGGUUUGGCAAAUGGUACUGCAGAUUUCUCGAGAGUUUUGCUGAUCCAUGGCUCAGUUGUUAUGAUUCGAAAUGGAAACCUUUAUGUGUGUGUGCGUAUGUAUGUGUGUCGUGUGAGUGACAGGUCUUCCGAAGGACUUCGUCGUGUCUCCCACUUGCAUCUUGACCUUUGUUCCUCGUGCUCUCUUGCAGGCCAACUGGGGCUUCUUCUCUUCAGCAUCUCAUCACCACUGAAGCCAAAUCAAGCAGCUCUGAAACAGACAUCUCACCAUGCACUGCUGGCUUUUUCCAGUUUCCCCGCCCCUCCCACCCCCUUCUCUUGUUUGCUUUAAUACCAACACAUGAUAAUUAUCUGGCGAUUAACCAUGGAAAGGAAUAGUCCAUAUGAUACAA
Molecule: messenger RNA, 2187 nt
Organism: Ornithorhynchus anatinus (platypus)
Lineage: Eukaryota; Metazoa; Chordata; Mammalia; Monotremata; Ornithorhynchidae
Product: basic proline-rich protein-like
Exons: 5
Coding region: 1-1236 (411 amino acids)
Source: RefSeq, a predicted model, not a curated record